AUGGACAAAGUUGAUGGAAACACAACCAAAAAAAUGGAUCCACAACUAACGUUCAAGGCAUACAGCAAGAUUGAAAAUCAUCAUCAGGAGAGUUUCGUUUCAAAGUUAUUGGAAAAGGAAACUGAAGAUUCGGAUAAGAAAUUGGAAUGGGUUUGCUUGGAGAAAGUGCAUGGUAGCAAUUUCAGCUUUAUUGUUGUUCCUAAAGAAGGAUCACAAGAUAAAGUUGAAGUAUUGAAAGCAAAUCGUACCAAUGUUCUUACCAUAUUAAGUAAUUUCUUUGUGGAAGCUCAAAAAGAAGUUUACGAAAGAUAUUACAAGAGUUGUGUUAAAUUAUUCGAAAUUAUUUCUCAAAAUGCAGAAAAAUUCAAACGAAAGACUAUGGAAACUGAAAGUGAAAUUACAAAAAUUCACAUAUUUGGUGAAUUAUUUGGUGGAUACUUUCCAAAAUUGAAAAAUGAUCAAGAUUCGAAUGGUAUUCGUAAAGCACACAUUCAAAAAGGUGUUUACUAUUGUCCACAUUAUGAUUUUUACGUAUUUGAUGUGGCAGUGACAUUUGGCGACCAAGAUACUUGGUUACUUUUCGAUGAGGCAGAUCCAAUUCUUGAAGAAGCAGGAUUUAGAGUUAGAGCUAAACCACUUUUUAGAGGUUCAUUGAAGGAAUGUUUGGAUUUUGAUGUGGAAAUUAACACGAUAAUUCCACAAACUUUUUAUUCUGACAUUUUGACAGAAAAUGAUAUUUUAUUUAAGGAAAAGGAAAAUAUUUGUGAAGGAGUGGUGAUUAAACCUGCUAAUGGUACUGUAUUUGUCGGAUCGAGGGCAAUUAUUAAGAAGAAGAAUUCAAAAUUUACUGAAGUCAAUCCUGCCAAAGAUAAAUCUAAACGAAUGAAGAAACAGGAAAAAUCUGUGGAUCAAGACGAACAAGAAAUGAUUUCUAAUGUGUGGAAUGAAAUUGAGCGAUAUUUGAAUAAUAAUCGUCUUGAUAAUGUCGUUUCCAAAGUUGGAAAUAUUACUAGAGAAAAUCUUUCACUUGUUUUGAAGAAUUUUGUGAACGAUGCCAUUGAGGAUUAUGAUAAAGAUCAACAAGAAUUGGGAGAAGAAGGAGCUACCCUAUCAUCCCUUCCAGUCAACAUUCAAAAAUCAAUCAAGAAGAAAUUGGGAUCCACCUGUCAAGCAAUUCUUCUAAAAUACAUGAACGAAAACAAACAAUAA
Messenger RNA from Naegleria gruberi, 1209 nucleotides. RefSeq lists its product as uncharacterized. Bases 1 to 1209 code for a protein of 402 amino acids. The record is from RefSeq and is a predicted model, not a curated record. Lineage: Eukaryota; Heterolobosea; Eutetramitea; Acrasida; Naegleriidae. The transcript has a single exon.